Anopheles marshallii is the source of this 5638-nucleotide messenger RNA. RefSeq names its product protein son of sevenless (gene Sos). The transcript has 20 exons. The record is from RefSeq and is a predicted model, not a curated record. Gene Ontology annotation, molecular function: protein heterodimerization activity; DNA binding; guanyl-nucleotide exchange factor activity. NCBI's taxonomy places the organism in Eukaryota, Metazoa, Arthropoda, Insecta, Diptera, Culicidae. Bases 65 to 5638 code for a protein of 1857 amino acids. Gene Ontology annotation, biological process: Ras protein signal transduction; positive regulation of GTPase activity. Gene Ontology annotation, cellular component: nucleosome; plasma membrane.
GCACAAGGGAUUAUAUAUGUGUCUGCUUGGGCGAACGCACUGGAUCGGUGCCGAAGGCUAAAGUAUGUUCUCUGGCAGUUCGCAUGUAUCGAUCACGGAUGCGGCUGAUUACGAUUUCGAGAAUACGGAAAAUGCGGCCAAAUGGAGGGGCUUGUUCAUUUCAUCAUUGCGGAAGGUGCUGGAGCAGGUGCAUCCUUCGCUGCAGGCCCGGGAGGAUGCAUUGCUGUACGUCGAGAGCCUAUGCCUGCGAUUGUUAGCGACGCUGUGUGCGAAGCCACCGCCGCACACGGUAAUGGAUGUGGAGGAACGUAUCAGCCGUACCUUCCCGAAUCCGAUCGAUAGGUGGGCACUAGGAGAGGCACGAGAAACGAUAGACAAGUCGAAGAAGAAGAAACCGGUACUGCCAGUUGAUCGAGUGCAUACGCUACUGCAGAAGGAGGUACUGCAGUACAAAAUCGACAGUUCCGUAUCGCUGUUUCUGGUGGCCGUCCUCGAGUACAUAUCCGCCGACAUCCUGAAACUGGCCGGGUACUAUGUGAAGAACAUACGCCACAUCGAAAUCACCCGCGAGGACAUCGAGGUUGCCAUGUGCGCUGACAAGGUACUGAUGGACAUGUUCUAUCAGGGUGAAAGUUCCAACUCGAUGGCACCGAGUCCGCUUCCACCAACACCCCGUGCCAGCCUCAGCUACGAGGAAGUUGUAAAGGAACUUAUACACGACGAGAAACAGUAUCAACGGGAUCUGCACAUGAUCAUCCGAGUAUUCCGGGAGGAGCUAGUUAAGAUAGUUAAGGAUCCUAAAGAGCUGGAUUUAAUAUUUUCCAACAUAAUAGACAUUUAUGAAGUUUCGGUGACGUUGCUGGGAUCGCUCGAAGAUGUGAUAGAAAUGUCCCAGGAACAAACGCCACCGUGUAUUGGUAGCUGUUUUGAAGAACUGGCGGAAGCGGCUGAGUUCGACGUGUAUGCUAAGUACGCAAAGGAUAUUACAUCGGUGAUUGCAAAAGAAGCACUAGCCAAUUUAUUAGCACGACCGGAGGUAGCCAGUUCACUGAUGUCAGCCGGACAUGGUUUCAAGGAGGCGGUCAAAUUUUACCUACCAAAAUUACUAUUAGGGCCUAUUGGGCAUGCGCAGUUAUAUUUGGAUUACAUUAAGGUUUUACUACAGCUGAGUCCCUCGCAAGAGGACAAGGAGAGCUUUGAGCAGGUGCAAGGUUUACUGAAACCGUUGCAGUGCGAGCUGCAGAGUAUUUCAUCGCUCCUGCCAAAAGAAUACUUCACCAGAGUGAACAGUCGAGCACGGAGGCAAUCGGCGAUAGAGAAAACGCGCGAUCUUCAAAACACGGUUGAACACUGGGAUAAGGACGUGGGACAGUGCUGUAACGAGUUCAUCCGGGAGGAUACACUGGCAAAGCUGAGCUCGGGGAAGCGACAAACAGAACGCAAAGUUUUUUUGUUCGAUGGAUUGUUGGUGCUGUGCAAAGCGCGGCGUCAAAUUGUCCCCGGUAACAACUACGAUUACCGGCAGAAGGAGCGGUUCUUCAUGCGGAAGGUUGAAAUCAUUGACCGGCCCGACACGGACGAGUUGAAGCACGCGUUCGAGAUCUCACCGCGAGAGCAGCAGAGCGUUGUACUUAUCACCAAGAACGCCCAACAUAAAAACGACUGGAUGGCAGAUCUGAUUAUGCUAAACACAAAGUCAAUGUUGGAGCGUAUUUUGGACAGUAUCCUGCUAGAUAUCGAGAAGAAGCAUCCGUUAAAGUUGCCGAGUCCGGAAAUUUACAAAUUUGCUGUUCCAGAUGGCCCUUCGAAUAUUGUGCUGGAGGAGCGUGAAGGCACUGGGGUUCCACUGAUCAAGGGUGCAACACUGUGUAAGCUGAUCGAACGUUUGACCUACCACAUAUACGCCGAUCCAAUGUUUGUGCGUACCUUUCUUACCACGUACCGGUCGUUCUGUUCGCCGAAGGAGCUGUUACAGCUGCUGGUAGAACGUUUCGACAUUCCCGAUCCGGCCGUUGUGUACGAUCCGGCGGCUGAAAAAGAAUUGGCCAGUGGUGAUACCGACAAAUUCCACAAGAAUUCACAGCGAGAGGAUUGGAAACGAUACAAGAAGGAGUACGUGCAGCCGGUACAGUUUCGUGUGCUGAACGUGUUACGACACUGGGUCGAUCAUCAUUUUUACGACUUUGAACGAGAUUCUGAGUUGCUCGAUUCGCUCGAAAGGUUUCUGGAAACGGUACGCGGUAAAUCGAUGCGAAAGUGGGUUGAUUCGGUGAUGAAGAUCGUUCAGCGAAAGAACGAAAGUGAGGACAAUCACCGGCAGAUAACGUUUGCAUUUGGUCAUAGUCCGCCUGCGAUUGAGCAUCAUCUGCCACUGAGCAGUGAGAAUGAGUUCAACCUGCUUAUGUUGCAUCCACUAGAGCUGGCACGACAGUUGACUCUGCUAGAGUUUGAAAUGUACAAGAAUGUAAAACCCUCCGAACUGGUUGGCUCGGUGUGGACGGGGAAGGAUAAAGAAACAACUAGUCCUAAUUUAUUGAAAAUAAUGCAUCACACCACAAAUUUUACACGGUGGAUCGAGAAAUCGAUUAUUGAGGCAGAAAACUUCGAAGAACGCGUGGCGAUGGCCAGCCGUGCAAUUGAAGUGAUGAUGGUGCUGCAGGAUUUAAACAACUUCAACGGUGUGUUGUCGAUCGUGUCCGCCUUUCAAGGUGCGGCUGUCCACCGGCUCAAGUUAACACUCGAAGAUAUUCCAAAGCGACACCAGCAGGUGCUGGGCGAAUGUCGCGAGCUGAACAACUCGCACUUCAAGAAGUACCAGGAGAAACUGCGCUCAAUCAAUCCUCCCUGUGUGCCAUUCUUCGGUAUGUAUCUCACCAACAUUCUGCACAUCGAGGAAGGCAAUCCGGACUUCCUGCCCAACACCGAGUUGAUCAACUUCUCCAAGAGAAGAAGGGUGGCCGAAAUCACUGGUGAAAUACAGCAAUAUCAGAAUCAACCAUACUGUUUAAAAGUCGAUCCUAGCAUAAGGCAUUUCCUAGAAAAUUUAGACCCUUUUAAAGGCAUGAGCAUUACGGAAAUACAAAACUAUCUGUACGAGGAAAGCAAGCGAAUAGAGCCGAAAAAUUGUCGCCAGCCUUUGAAAUUCCCUCGUAAAUGGCCGGACAUUCCAUUAAAAUCGCCCGGUAUCAAGCCAUCGUCGAGACGCAAUAACAGUUCCGCCAACUCGUCGAUGACUCUACCCGGCACGCUACCAUACAGCAAAACGUCCCUGCUGGCAAACAGUGAUACAGGCGAACAAUCGCCACCGGCAUCAUCGUCGUCGUCCGUGCAUGACUAUUCCAUCUUUGCAUCGGUCAACAUACACUCGUCAUCUUCCGGGACGUCUUCGCUUUCAUCGCUUUACUACCAGCAACAGCAACAACAUCUUCAACUACAACAACAGUUUCAGCAACAGCAGCAACAACAACACUCCUCUUUUUACCAUAGCCAACAAGGUGCGGUUGGAGGCAGUAGUAACAUGGGAAGCGGUAGUGCCGGCUCGUCCCAGUACUCACAUCACAGUGCACACCAUCCACAUCAGCAGCUGUACCUGCACCAUAGUCAGCCCCAUUACAGCCAUCCUCAUCACUAUCAACCGAGCUUUUCGCAGUCGAUAGCGAAUCUAACGACAGCCGGCGGCGACAACCAAAUGGCACCGGAGAUACCGCGCCGCUCGGACAGUAUUAUACUGACCAACACAAACCAGCUGCUGACCGGAAGUGGCUGCCUAUCGGAAAGCAGUGGUAGCUACAAUGGUGGUAAACUACUGCCGAGUCCGCGCUAUCCUUCCGCCUCGAUGACAACGCUUUCGUCAGGUUCAUCCUGUUCAACGGCGCCCUCUGCUGGUACCGGUGGAAUGGGCGUUGGUGCCUCCAGCUACUCAAUCGGGGGCAGUCUGUACAGUGGUUCUAGCAGUGAAGCCUCGGGGUACGGUACUGCUAGCUCAGUAACAUCAUCGUCGGCGGCCAGUAUUGUCUCAAUUUCGCACAAUGAUGGAAAUGUGCAACAGCAACCUGCUGGGACAGUGGCGAUGACCCAUCCCGACAUUCCACCAGCGAUCAGUCCACGGACUGACAAACCCCAACCGUUGCAUCCACCACCACCCCCACCUCCACAGUAUGCUUGUGGAAGUCCGGGAGCGAAUGGGGGUAGUGGUAGCAGCAACACCACCGGUACAAUACUAGCUAACACAACAACCGUAGCAACAUCGAUCACAAACAGUACUAGCAGUAACUUUAGACAUAAUACAUCCAAUUCUAUCAAAAAUCAAAACUGUGAUUUUACUUACACCAUCCCAGCCGUCGGCACUACGUGCUGCAGUUCCACAACUAGUGGCGCACCUCCGUCAUCAAAUUCCACUGGACGGCCAUCGUCUUGUGAGCAUUCUCCUAUAUUUCCUUCCAGUCCGAAAAUCCAACUCCAGCAUAAUCAUGCCACUGCGGGAACGACUUCACCCUGCCAGCAUCACCACCUGCACCACCAUCCACCAGCCGCAACACAACACACAGACACGACGGCGGUCGAUGGUGGUGUUCCCUAUCCGAUCCAGUACAAUAGUAACAGCAACGCAUCACCUUCAGCCAGUAGCGGCCAUCCGUGCCAACAGUGCAACAACGAAAGUGGUGGCGCUGUAGUCGGUGACAGUAGUGGUGGCUUGCCGAACAAUGCCGACUUUGGUCCCAUACCGAUCUCACCGCAUGUCAACGUACCAAAUACACAUAAUGUCCUACCACCCAUGCCGCCUCCACUACCUCCUAGGGUUAAACGAAAAGAAUCUUCCAUGGAAUCGUCCCAGUCGUCUCAAAUACGGCAGGCACCGGAUGCACCGAGGCUACCACCGAGAGACGUUAGUCCACCUCCGAUACCACCAAGGAUUCAUCCCCAAUCGCACUACCAUUUCGGUGUAGCUGGUCAGACUGGUACGACGCUACUUCUCAACUACACACAAAGUCCGGGAGCGUGCGGCGGUACCACUGGUGGUGGUGGUAAUUUCCCAAUGGACAGCUCCAACUGGAACCAUUCCUCGUUGCAUACGAAGGAUGAAUCGGCGUCUUCAUCGUCUUCCUCGUCGACGCUAACGAGAGACAAUUUGAACCAGCAUAAUCAGCAUAGCAUUGGCGGAACGACGGCAAGUAGCAGCAACAGUAGCAGUAUGGAGCAGCGUUUGCUAAUGCUUCCGCACACCAGCACAAUCAUGAUGCGUCGUAACUCCGCGAUGGAUCGUGCAGCGAAGGAAAACAUUCCCAAUAUUGCCACCUCGAGCUCGCUGUCGGGACUGUCGACAAUCGCGGCCGGUCCUGUAACGGUUCCGGGGAAUACGGUGGGUGGAGGUAGCGGCACGACGAUGAAUUCCAGUGGUCCUAGCGGUUCCUCUGGUACCUCCGUUGGUAGCAGCCCGUCAGCGAUAAAAAAUAAAUCAGUACAGAAUUCACCCAGUUCGGGACAUCAGCAACAGCCGAAUGUACUUUGUCGAAGGGCCAGUACAAACAUCUCGCCACGCUUUUCGCCUGGAGAAACGACGCCAAAACUACCACCUAAACCGAAACAGAACAGCAUUAGUUCAGAUCGUACGAUGUUUCCCUAUCCCAGUACGAACUGA